Messenger RNA from Belonocnema kinseyi, 4172 nucleotides. RefSeq names its product serine/threonine-protein phosphatase 6 regulatory ankyrin repeat subunit B-like. The record is from RefSeq and is a predicted model, not a curated record. Lineage: Eukaryota; Metazoa; Arthropoda; Insecta; Hymenoptera; Cynipidae. Gene Ontology annotation, molecular function: protein binding. Bases 278 to 3874 code for a protein of 1198 amino acids. The transcript has 3 exons.
AAGGCCAGGGCACGUGUCGGUCAGUUUUAGCGGUUUUAGCCGUUUUAGCGGUUUUAGGUUAUACCGGUUAUAUUGCCAGCCUCAAGCUUCGAAACAGCAUACAGGCCAGCUUCUACAAGGCACUCAACGGCAGUCGAGCAAUACUUUCAAUACUUCUGUUAAUGGCGUAGAUGUUAAUAAUAUUAUAAAAAGUCAAACUGCUCUAACCGAUCUUGAUGUCACCGACGAUCCUGGAAAGAAAAAGAAGAUAAGACGAAUCAAGAGCUUACAGGUAGCUAUGGAAGAAUCAGACCAACGCCAAGAACUGAUUGCAGCAGUUCAAGCAGGAAAUAUCGAAGAAGUCAGGCUUCUAACAAAGGCACUGGGUGCAGACUUUUUGCGACAGUGGACACCUGGUUUUAAUUUACUCUGCCAAUCUCUCAAAAACAAACAGCUGGAAAUCGCCAAGCUCUUAAUAAACCACGGAUGUCUACUUGGAGAACGAGUGCGUGGCGAUAAUGCUCUUCACGUAGCCGUCGUCUAUGGAGACUUUGAAAUAGUCAGGAUGAUAACAGACCAAGGUUAUUCCUCAAGAAUAGAAAAUGAUCAAGGGAUGACCGCCCUUCACCUUUUUCCCCAACGACAUCCCGUCGACGAAGAAUGCCCUCAAAUUCUCAGACUUCUUGUUCAGGACCUAAUCAACAUCAAUAAAAUCAAACACUUUAUUUCUGGCUUUUCACCUAUUCACUUUGCAGCAGAGUGUGGCAAUCCGGAAAUGAUUUCCCUUUUUGGGAACGUAAACUGCCGUAUGAACCCCAAGGACAAAGAACGUCGUACUCCUCUUCACAUAGCAGCGUCGAAUGGACAAGCAAGAGCUGUGCAUUCCCUUUUGGCACACGGUGCAAAUUAUAUGCUGACUGAUUGUGCUAAGAAAACACCACUUUGCGUGGCAGUCGAAAGGCAAGAUGUGCCAACAAUACAAGUCCUUCUGAAAAAAUCAAUAAGGCUCGAAAAUGAUGCGAUGCUUAUCUACUGUGCUAUUCGAACCAUGAAUAAAGCGCUUAUUGAAAUGUUGUUAAAGCUCGGGGCCAGUCCACACAACCGUCCGUCAAAAACUAAUGAAAUUCCGAUCCAUAUAGCGAUUGAAAAAGGAUCUCUCGAGAUUGUUUCUCUGUUAUUACAGCAUGGUGCGAACCCAAACGUAAGACAAAUUCGUAAAUCAGGUUUUAAUACAGACAAAUAUCCAGUUGGGUGUACGGCGCUUCACAUUGCAGUCGAAAAGGAAAAAUUAGAAAUCUUCCAACUUCUCUUACAGUAUGGUGCAAAACCUGAUCUUAUCGACGAAAAAGGGAGAAAUCCACUCCAUUUGGCAACGAAAAAUGGAUCGGUGCCUCUAGUUACUGCUCUAAUGAACUGUGGAUGCAGUGUUUCGUCUUUAUUUACACCAGCAGAACCAGAUGGAUACACGCCUCUACAUAUUGCGGUUGAAUUGGGCAACGAGGACUUUGUAGCUCUCUUUUUAAAUGCAGGGAUUCCUGUCAAUUUUCCUACAAAGACUCACUUUGUUCCUCUUCAUCUAGCUGUUAAAAAAGGAAAUACAGGAAUGUUGAAGCUUUUAUUGAAAUACAAUGCCGAUCCUAGGGCUCAAGGUCCAUCUGCAAUAGAAACUCCCUUGUUUUUCGCAGCCGAAGUAGGUAUCUGCGAAAUUGUGGACAUCAUAUCUGAAAUUUCUUCUAAUCGGACCGGAGAAUGGCAAGAAGGCUAUUUUUCGUUAUUUGUGGCUGCAUAUCAUGGACACGAGGAUGUUGUUAAAAAACUUUUAGAAAAAGGAGUGGAUCCAAAUGCAAAUAUCCGAAAUUACCUAACUCCUUUACAAGCAGCUGCACAACAAGGUCAUGUAAAUAUCGUCGAGAUUCUUUUGAAACACCAGGCGGAGGUAAAUCCAAAAAGUAUUGCAGGGAAUGAUCGAUUCUCCACUCCUCUUAUUGCUGCUUUUCUCUCUAGAAACGAAGCCACCAUUGAAAUAAUUCUGAAUCAAGGAGCUGAUGUAAACGCGAAAGUUGUCUCGAACCCCGUGGAACUGAAAUCUGAAGCAGAGUGCCUCUUAACUUAUGGCUACUACUCUUUUUCAGCGGUUCUUUCUGAUAAAUUGAAGGUGGGAUAUACGCCGCUUCACUUUGCUGCUGAAAGUGGCAAACUGAGAUUUGUCGAGAUGAUUAUAAAACGAGGAGCAGAUGUCAAUGCUAAAACUCAAAAUAAUUUAAUGCCACUUUCUGUUGCAGUGAGAAUGCAACACGAAGAUCUUGUUUCCUACCUCCUAGAAGCUGGUGCAUCUACGGCUGAUGCUAAAGAUAUACUCCUGAAAGCUAUCCUUCUAAAAAAUGCGAAAAUUGUUAAGCUUCUGCUGAAAUACAAAGCACCCUUAAAUUUCACCUUCAGGUUUAAAGCGAUGAAGAAUGUUGAUUAUACCUCCAUGAAUUAUUCGUUCUGUAGUAAUGAAAGCGGUUAUACACCGCUACAUCUUGCUAUAAUGAAAAGCAGUCUAGAGAUUAUCGAAGAACUUUUGGAAAAAGGAGCAGUAUUAGAUACAAGUUCUGGAGUGGAAUUGCCAUUUCACUUAGCUGUUAAGAGAAAUGAUGAAGAAAUCAUAUUGAAACUUAUCGAAUACGGAGCCUGCAUUGAUUCCAAAUGUUCUCUAGAAAUAACGCCCAUUUUUCAUGCCGUCGCUAAUUUAAAAAUUAAAGCCUUUAAAUCGCUUGUGAAGUUGGGAGCAUCUUUGAGUGUGAAGACUAAUAAAGGACAGUCAUUACUUCACUAUGCUAUUGAUGAGAACGGAGCAGGUGUUUAUGGCAUGAAGGAUCAUAUGAUCAAACUGUGCUUGAAGUGUGGAGCAAAAGUAGAUUCAGAGAAUCCAUCUUAUAUAUCAGCGUUCGAAAAAAUUUUACGUAGCAGAGAGUCUGUAGAUUUUGAUGACGAAUAUUGCAGUGAAGACGAAGAAGAAGAGAUCCAUGGAAUGUUCAAUGAUUACCAUCAAUUACUGAAACUUUUCUUGGAAGAAGGUUUCGACUUAAACACUCGAAUUGGUGGAUCUGGAAAGACUGUUCUUCAUUUUGCAGCCGCAGUAGGAAAUGCGGAAACAGUAAAAUUGCUGUUACAACGCAAUGUUGAUGUUAACCUUCUGGAUGGUCAAAGUCGCACAGCUUUCCACUAUGCCGUGGAAAAAGCUCUUCUCCUUCUUAGUAAUAUACUGGAAGAAUUUAGUAGCGGAGGCGAGGAAGAAGAUGAAAAUCUUAUAAUUCAAGGCUUGCAUUCUGAUGAUUUAUUGAAUUCCAGUGAUAAGGAGUAUAUUGACUUGGAGAUGAUCAAGGGAUAUCAACAAGCUCUUGAACUUGCGCGUAGUAUGACUAAGGCUUUAGCCAGAAUUCAAGCUUCCGGUGCAGAAUUAAAUCCAGAAAAUGUUACUUUGAUCAAAAAUGAGUUCGUCCAAUAUUAUUAUAAUCGAUGCAACGAAGAACUGGUAAAACUCAAGCAGAGAAAGAUUACUAAGCGUGUUACUUAUUACGAUAUUUUGAUUGCAAAUGAGAACAAAUUAUCUUAUUAUGCUAAUAACGAAAAAAUUAUCGAGGCUUUUAAAUCAAAAAAUCUGAAGCAGUUUCCGUUAUAUGAGGAAGAAUUAAAAGCUCGAUUUGAAAGAGGCGUGGCUAGAAAAAAUGUUUGUGAAAUGAGCACAACGAUUUUAAACUAUGCCGUUAAAGUGAAAGUUCCGUGUCUUGUAAUUUACGAAAUAUUUAAAUAUCUAAGAUAUGUUGAUUUAAAAAAUGUAUGCAGGGCGCGAUAUCCUCUUAUGUUUGUUAGUUCCGAUUUGCCAUCAGAUGCUGAAUCAGAGUCUGAUUAAGAAAAAAAACAAGUGAAAAUACUAUAGGAUAUAUUUCUGUUAGAAUAAUAAUAUUAAUAUUCUUAUUUUCCUUACGCAACUCUGAAAAAACUAAAAAUUAGUGAAAUUAGUGAAAGCUUACUGAACGAUACGUUUUUAUAUGUCCGUACCAUUCAAGUAUUUUUCAUAUUUCUAAAAUGGAGUUGAGUGAAUCAAAAAAACGUUAAUGAAUUAAAAAAUAAUUAGGCUUAAAUUUGCAUUUUAUAACUAAAAUAACACCUAUCCAAAAAAGUAGGACUAUGCUGGGGAAAUUUAAAAU